CGAGGAGUGGAGCUCCCUGGCCGCAGCAGCCCGCCAAAGUUUCCUCCACCACAGCAUUUGGCACGCGCACCCGGGCAAACAGAAAAGGGAACGCUCGGUUUGGGGCGGCAGGUUAUCUAUCCAUCCCCUGAAAUGGGGUACCUUUGGGCACGCGGCCCUGCACAGCAAGGCGCCUGCUCUGUAGGUAGACAGCUUGCCUCAAAAUGAUGGAUAUGCUGGUUGGAGCUGUGACAUCCGAACCACAGCAAGUUGAGGAAGGUUGAAGCAGUUCACUUUUCAGGCUCAUCGCCACAGUGGUACAGAAAGGGAUCAGUGAUUCUGGCAUGCCCCUCCAAUAGGCACUAAGGGUUGGUGUGAAAUCUAUGCCGACUCUUUCAAAUGUAAAUUUUCUGUGUAAAGAAAAGAUAAAAAGGUGUGCAUCCUAUCAACUGUGAAUUUUCAGCCAUUGGCUAGAACAGAAUGAGCAGCUAGCCUGAUUUACAAAGCCUGCAGGGGAGGGAGUAAAAUCAUGGUGGAGGAAAGAGAGAAAGGGAUUUAGGAAUAAAGGGGUAAAAAAUGUGUUGUAGCAGACUCAAGCGAAGAAAAGACAGAGAACAGGACAAUGGUCCACAAUAGUCCUGUCAAAUAUUUAUUGCUGGGGAAAUUAUUUUUGACAGGACAGGAGAUAAUAAAGGAUUUAGACCCAGAGAUCAAUGAUCCUGAUCCAGGACUUUGGAUAGUCGCCUAUGCUGUGCCUGCCACACUCACGCUGGUUGUCAGUCUUAAUCCACCAACUGCAGAUAACAUUGUAUGGAGGAGUCUAUCAGAUGUUCACUCAGCUGCUUGUGUUGUUGGUUCUGCCAUUUUGGGGUACUCGUUGUGGUCUAAUGCCCAAAAGAACAUCUUGCAUGAAGAAGAAGGCAGAGAAUUAUUUGGUCUGGUGAUCGUUACAAUCUGGAUGAGUCUAUGUCGUGGUUCAGCAAAAAAUACCCUUGGUGGAGUUCGUCUAUCUAUUGCAGUUAUUCUUUCGCUUUCCCCAUUUAUAAUGUGGCUGUACAUCUACGUGAAUUCAGAGAUACGGGCAUCCUGGCCAUCUCACUGCAAAACAGUUAUUUAAGGUGGAAAUGAGCCAGUACAGAGUUCUGUUACCUGUGAACAAUUAAUCAGUGAUACCAAUCAGCAGACCAAAAUCACUUCGGUCCCAUGUGCAUUAAGACACAUGGGCCAGGGUUAUGUUAACCACAGUGUCUUGGUACCUGUGAUUGGAUCAAAUUUGACAGAAAGGAUAUGCCUGUGCGAAUUGAUGGAGCCCAAAGAUGGUUUGAACUUCCUGUAGUUCAAGGUGAUUAAUAGCCUUGAAGGAUAACAAUGAUUGUAGUGCAGUAUAAAUAAAUGUACUAAUGACUGGA
Messenger RNA from Sphaerodactylus townsendi, 1388 nucleotides. RefSeq names its product transmembrane protein 220 (gene TMEM220). The transcript is spliced from 6 exons. Bases 602 to 1096 code for a protein of 164 amino acids. The record is from RefSeq and is a predicted model, not a curated record. Lineage: Eukaryota; Metazoa; Chordata; Lepidosauria; Squamata; Sphaerodactylidae.